UUAAGUAUUAAUAAUGGUUUAGCAGGCAACGUACACCAUGACAGAAGCUUUCCAAAUUCGAAUGAACUGCAUUAUUAUAUUCAAGUGACCGUGAUUUUGGUUGAUUCAAAUUUCCCAUUUUUCGCUUCUCUUUCAGUGUUUGAUAGGCACACGCUUCUUCAGGUAUGAAUCAUUUCCUUGAUAUUCCAGUGUAUUUUCCUUCUCCAGUUCUAGUUCUGUGUCCUCACCAAUUGGUUAGAUGAGUUUGCUGUAUCCUAGGGAGUUGUCGCAUCUCGAGCGAAUGAAUAAACUCUUGAGAAGUGUCAUGUGACAUGCCCCAUGCAAUUGUGUUUCAUAUUGUAUUUUUGAUUUCAUAUCAAUGUAAUUUUUAUUGAGUUCCCAGUGCAAUAUUUACAACAUAAAUAUCCCAUGAAGCUAGAAGCUUAUCUUGUGACUUGUCUGGUUGAUAGUUAUAUCUGUUUCCCUUUUUUCUGGUAGGCGCGACGAGCAUAUGGUUGGUUUAAAGUCAUCACCUGAUUCACAUAAGCUCCAAAGACAUAAUGUGGGUGACAUGAAAGAUAUGAUCAGCAACUUACCUGAUGGUAUUCUUCAUUACAUUCUUUCUUUACUCCCUACCAAAGAGGCUAUACGAACUUCCAUUUUAGCGAAAAGGUGGAAGUACUUGUGGACUGACUUAUCUAUCUUUGAUUUUGAAAAUGAUAUACCAAUGGCCAGCAUGAAAGAAGACCAAAAACAGAAAUCUAUACAUUGCCUUUUGGAUCAAGUGCAUGGACUACUUUGUCAUUCUAAUUGUGUUAAAAGGCUCAGUGUCAUGUUUUUUGGGGUUGCCGUUGAUGCAGAUAGAGUUAAUUCUAUUAUAUAUGGUGUAGCGAAGCAUAAAAUCGAAAAGCUUAAGCUUUCUGUACUUGUAAAGCCUCCAUUUGUUUUACCUAAUUGUUUCUCAGCUUCUAAAUCAUUGAAUAAGCUGCAUUUAGAUCUGGGAUGUGUUGUAGAUUUCCCUAGUGGCAUUCAUUUCCCUAGCCUGAAGACAUUAAAGCUUUCGCGUGUUACCUUUGCAAAUGAGAAGUCAGUUGAACAACUUUUCUCUGGGUGCCCUGUCCUGGAAAAGUUAACCUUGUUUAUUUGUAAUUGGUCUAACAUCAAGCAGAUCAGCAUAACAACUCCAACAUUAAAGAUAUUAUCCAUCUUUUCGGGCCUGGGAGUUGAUAAGCUCUAUUCUACUGUCAAGAUUGAUGCUGUGAACCUCUUAUAUUUCAGUUUCACAGGCUAUCUAGUUGUGGAUUUUUCCCUUGUUAACCUGGCCUCCUUAGUUGAUGCACGUAUUGAGUGUCUCUAUCCAUUAUUGCAAAAAAUUAUUGGUCCCCGUGCAAUUAGACUAAUGAGUCAACUUGGUAGCAUCAAAUCUCUUAGACUAUCAAAUGAUACACUUCAGUGUCUUUCCUAUGAAAAAUAUACUCUCCAUCUCCUUCCUUUGUUCAACAAUUUGACUCGUCUCCAUGUGGAUUCGGGAACUUGGGAGUUCACUAAUGAAGCGCUAAUGGACAUUCUCCAAAAGACACCUAAAUUGGAAGUUCUUCAUAUUCCAAUGGGAUUUGACCCACAGAUCUGCAUGGAUGGUGAAGACUGGAUAUUGAACUCAGUUCCUUGUUGUUUCAAAUAUAGUCUCAAAUCAUUUUCUAUUUCAUAUUUUGAUGGGGGUGAAGCUGAAAUCCAGUUGCUGAAGUUUUUGUUAGAAAAUGCUACAGUUUUAGAGGAGAUCCGGAUAUUCUGUUCGAAAACUUUAUCUUCUAAUUUGAAGAAGCAGGCUGAGAUCAGCAACCAGUUGCAACCUGUAGUCCUGGAAAAUUGUGUCAUUAAGUUUCAGUAGAACUUCUUUCUUGUGUUUUGUUGUACUGUUGUUGCUGCUACUACUACUACUGAAUAUUGGAUAAAAUUGACUAGUGUUAACAUUUUCAGAUUGCAUUGACUAGAUUCUAUUGAUCAAUAGUUAUGUUUCUUCAUAAUCUGCUUCAGAUUAUUUUUUUCCCGAUGCAUAUUAGGAAGUGGUCCCAAAAUAUCCCCUUCAGUGCCAGAAGAUCAUAUUUUAGUGAGUAUGAUUCGUAAAAGUUGUGAUUGAGAGACAGACUUGAAGAAACACAGUUUAGAGAAGAAUACAAAUGAUGUGUUCUCUGAAAGAUAAUAUAUGUGGUUUUCUAGAGAAGUUGCACCCUAAAUGUUCAAUAAAAUGUGUGAUAAAAGGGGUGUCUUCCGGUGGAUGCAUUCUUGUCGAAGCAACAAAUCUACUUUUGUUGGUAAUUACCAAGUUAAUCUUUAAUUGAAUUCUGUGUAUUGUUUACUUGAGAGCUUUGAGAUGAAAUGGUUUUCAUUCAUCACCCUCCAACAUGAACUGAAUGUGACCUUUAAUACUGAGUGCUGCAUUAGGAAAAUCAAGAUGGAAUGUUUCGAGCGGCUGCAUUCUGCCAUAGAGGCUUCAACAAGUCAAAUGUGUUUGGUCAUGGUAGCUUUGAACUUGUGCA
This is a messenger RNA of Lotus japonicus, 2516 nucleotides long. Its product is annotated as F-box/LRR-repeat protein At4g14103-like. The transcript has 3 exons. Gene Ontology annotation, molecular function: protein binding. Lineage: Eukaryota; Viridiplantae; Streptophyta; Magnoliopsida; Fabales; Fabaceae. The record is from RefSeq and is a predicted model, not a curated record. Bases 491 to 1867 code for a protein of 458 amino acids.